AUGUCACCACCAUCGUGCUCUGCUUAUAUUGGAGGGUUUACACAGGAAACUACUGAAGAUAUGGUAUCUACUGAGUUUUCUCAUUUUGCAGAUAUUGUAAACUGUGAAAAAAAAACUGGUUUAAAUGGGUGUUAUUUUAAAAUAACAUUUAUUGAUAUUUCUACUGCAAGGAAAGCUGUUAAUCAAUAUGUUUGGCAAGUUGGAUAUAUUUUUGGUUAUACAAUAUUUGGUUCUAUGUAUGAAUCACAAUUUACACAUCCUUUAAUCGAAUACCCACAAACUUUAAUGAAAACAAGUUAUUUUCCACAUCCUUCAUCCUUAAUAUCAUUGGAAGAUAGACAAUUAUUAUCAAAUGUUUUAACACCAAAAAUAUAUAGUAAUUUUGAAGAAAAAUUUAAAGAUCCAAUAGGGAUUAAAUUUGGAUGGAUCAAAUAUUAUAAAUUAAGCCCAUUACGAAGAAAACAACAAAAGCUUUACCAAGAUUUACCUACUUUUAAUCCAACAAAUAAUAUCGAAGAAAAUAAUUCUUUAUUAUCAUGGUUAGGAGAUGCAUCAUUAAAUACAGAAAUUAUGAAUUAUGUUUAUAAAUUUUCUUUAAGUUAUUACUUAACUUCUGAUGAUCUUGAUUCUAUAUGUUCUUGUUUAAAGUCAAACAUUACACUUGCAUUUCUUGCCAGAUUUCUUGGAUUAAGUACUCAGGCUGGACUUAUAGGAUAUAUUGAUAAACGUGACAGUGAUCUUAUUGAGGCUUAUAUAGGUGCUUUGACUCUUAAGGCAGGAUCAAACAGUAAAUUGGCUUCUAAUAUAAUAAUUGAAUUUGUACAUAGAACUUUAGGCGGAUUAUUUAGAAAGUUAAUACAAAACAGAAAUUUUUUUUCUCAUCCACAUUUAUCUAUUGAUAGAAAAAUCGAAUAUCAUAUUACUCUAAUUAAUUACUUUUAUAGUGUGGAUGAUUCAUUUGUAUGGUAUUCGGGUCAAUUUUAA
Molecule: messenger RNA, 984 nt
Organism: Rhizophagus irregularis DAOM 181602=DAOM 197198
Lineage: Eukaryota; Fungi; Glomeromycota; Glomeromycetes; Glomerales; Glomeraceae
Source: RefSeq, a predicted model, not a curated record